AAAACCAGGUGGUGGAGCUGCUGCAGUGGGUGUUGUCAUUUAUGAAGUAGAAAAUUUGAGCUUUCAUCAUUUUGGCACUGUUGUUCAUAGAGAUUUCAAGCUUCGUCAUUUUAGUGUCAUUGUUGAAGAUUUAAGGCUUAGCUGUUUCAGUGAUAAUGUUUGUGGAGAUUUCAAGUUUUUGUCAUUAUAG
Dentiscutata heterogama is the source of this 190-nucleotide messenger RNA. The record is from the annotation of a GenBank genome assembly. NCBI's taxonomy places the organism in Eukaryota, Fungi, Glomeromycota, Glomeromycetes, Diversisporales, Gigasporaceae.